Pelodiscus sinensis (Chinese soft-shelled turtle) is the source of this 2391-nucleotide messenger RNA. The record is from RefSeq and is a predicted model, not a curated record. Lineage: Eukaryota; Metazoa; Chordata; Testudines; Trionychidae.
CCCGAUUUUCAUUCAAGGAGCUGCGCCGGGCCGCUCUCCCUGGGUUGGUGGAGGAUUCCAUUUGAAGUGUCUCUGCCUCUGUCAAUUGGCUGGAGGGAGAGACCUGUCUGGCAGGGGGGCGGGGCGUGUGUCUUGAAAUAGGAAGCCCCGUGCUGGUCUCCCCGCCUCCUGGCGCAGACAGCCCGCCUGUCAGGCCCUUUGUCUGGCUGCACCGGCAGGAGCAGGAGGCAGCAGCAAUCGGGGGCCGCACGCUCCUGCCGGCUCCGGGCUGGGUACUGAGCUCUGUUCCCUUCUUUGCAGCGACUGGAGCGUGACCGCAGGGCAGACCCGCCACGGCUGCCGGCCCCUGGGGCCCCUCGCUCCGGGCUCCCCUGGACGAUCAGCGCGGCGUUUCUUCCGGGAGGAGCAUCCAGCUGGAAUCUUCGCGGGCGGGCAUGGCUGGCAGGUGACCCUUGAUGGACACAGCUGUGGGGGGCCCGGCGAGCGGAGUGGGGCGCUGAGCAGCAUGUCCGUGGAAACCCUCCAGGCCGGAGCCGCGAUGAAGGGGGUUCCGGCCACGGCAUCCUUCACCUCGGCCAUGCCGUUCCGGAUCCUCAACAAGGGGCCUGAGUACUUCCGCCGGGAGGCCGCUCCGGGCGCCAGGAAGCCCAGUGCCGUGGAGAGGCUGGAGGCGGACAAAGCCAAGUACGUGAAGAGCCUGCACGUGGCCAGCACCAAGCAGGAGCCGGUGAAGCCCCUCCUGAAGCAGCCUCUCUUCCCCCUGGGGGUGCGGCGAACGAUGCUCACGCCGAGCCGCAAGACCCCUGCAGGGGGCCGCCGGGCAGAAGCUGCCGGGCCCAAGACCUCCCUGAACCUGGAGAUCCUCAACAACCUCAUUAACAUCCGCGACAGCCCUGCCUUCCCCAAGCCGGCGAGCCCCCUGGAGCACAAGUGGCGAGCGGAGCCGCCCGAGCCCCGCACGCCAGACGGGCGCCCGGCGGGGCAGAGGAGGAAGGGCCCGGCGGAGGGCAUGAGCAAGCUGUCGGAGAGCUCCGUCACCUCCAAGCCCUCCAGCACGGUGGCCGUGCGCCGAGUGGACGUCCGGCCCUGCGGGGUGCUCCGGGGCAGAGAGUCCCCCGCCAUCCAGGUGACGCCUGUGCCCGCCUCCCCCGCCCAGGCCCGAGUCCCCUCCACCAGCUCCCCGAACAGAAGCCCCCACGAGAGGCGGGCGGACAGCGCCAAGCGCCAGACACUCCUGCACCGGUCCAAGUCUGACCUGAGCGACCGGUACUCCCGGGCCACGGCCGACCUGGAGCGCUUCUUCAACUACUGCGGGCUGGACCCCGAGGAGGUGAGGGACCUCGGGGGGGAGCACUUUGCCCGGGCCAGCUCGGACAUCGUCUCCGUCAAGUUCCACAGCGUCAGCACCGCCAGCUCGGAGGGCGCCCGCUCCCAGCGCAGCACCGCCACCCUGGAGGACAAGCCGGCGGAGCGCAUGCCCUACGGCAUCUCCGUCGUCGAGCGCAACGCCAGGGUCAUCAAGUGGCUGUACGGACUCCGGCAAGCCAGGGAGCCCCAGAAGCCGGCUCUCGCUUUGAACGGACAGCCCCGGGGCGCGCUGGUCUGCUCCAGGAGCGGCUGUCUGUGUGACUGAUCUCUCUCCCCCGAAAGGCCCCUUGCCCUUGUUCUGUUACCUGGCUGCUCUGGCUGUUGGUUUUGCUCCCAGGUGCCUCCUUUUUUUGCAGCUGCCGCUUGGCUGCAGUUGUGGGUCCAUUUCGCUGGAUGGCAGCUUGCCUUUUGAUAGCUGAUCCUGUGGAGAGAUGCUGAGUGUGUGUGUGUGUGGGGGGGGGGAGUGACCCUUGAAAGGGACGUAUAGCAGGAAAGUAAUUCUUCGGGAGGUGCCUCGUUGCUCCCGCUGGAAAUCGCCUUAUCACCCCCAGCCGGGCUGCGUCCCCAUGAUGUUGUGCAUCUUGAUUCCACGAGAAGGGCCGGCUGCAGGGAGCGAGUGUAAAGCGGCGGGAGCUUUUUGAACAGCCUUGGGGCGGGGAUCAAGAAACUCUCCUCCCCAAGCUGGAAAGCGCACGCAGGCCCAGUGCUCCACGAAGUGCAGCAGUGAGGCUGCAAAUAAACUCGCCUGCUUUGCCGUAAUGGCAAAAAUCUACCUCCUCGAUGCAGGAUUACCAAGGCUCUUGCUGGGGGGCGUGUGUGGUUUUUUUUACCUGUGUAUAUUUGUGUGUUUUUGUACCUCCUUUUUCUCUGCCACCUGUCCAAACCGCCCAAGAGUUCUGGGAAGGCCGGGUCCUGGUUAUUUAUGAAGCUGGUUCUGUGUUGUUCUCUUCUCCUUUUUUACUGGAUGUGCCGAUGUUUGUUCUGUAAAAAACUCGACUGAUUUGAUUAAAGUCCUGCCCUUUG